AUGACCUCUUCCAGCCCGCGUGCGGGUGCGAGGAGCCGCGCAUGCGCUGUGUGUCUGUGGCGUAGGACCCGGUCAGCUCUCUACUCGCCGCAGGGCGGGGUUUCGUGCUGUCCAAGUGGAUCCGCUGUGGACAUGGCUGCUCACUGCACCGAGACGAUGCUGACCGCCCUGGGGCUGCUCAGUGUCUGUGCGGCCAGCAGCUCCGGGUCCGGGAUUUCGGGAAAGGCGGAUGGGGAGGCAGAAUGGGCGGAGCCGUGGGACGGCGCGGUUUUCCGGCCGCCAGCUGCGCUAGGCGCAGUGGGGGUGGCGCGCGGGCCGGAGUCCCCGCCGCCGGGGAGCAAGGAAACUGCCGACCUACCGGUGCUGCUGUGGUGGAGCCCAGGCCUCUUUCCACACUUCCCGGGCGACUCGGAGCGCAUCGAAUGUUCGCACGGCGCGUGUGUGGCGUCCCGGGACCGACGGUCGCACGCCGACCCACGGACGCGCGCACUGCUUUUCUACGGCACCGACUUCCGCGCAGCCGACGCACCUCUUCCGCGCCUGAGGCACCAGAGCUGGGCGCUACUGCACGAGGAGUCGCCGCUCAACAACUUCCUGCUGAGCCACGGCCCUGGGAUCCGCCUCUUCAACCUUACGGCCACUUUCAGCCGCCACUCGGACUACCCACUGCCGCUGCAAUGGCUGCCCGGGGUCCCCUAUUUGCUCCGGCCUGCGCCUCCGCUCCGGGAACGCACCGAGUGGCGGCGUCGCGGGUACGCGCCGCUGCUCUACUUGCAGUCCCACUGCGAUGUGCCCUCGGACCGGGACCGCUACGUACGCGAGCUCAUGCGCUACAUCCCGGUGGAUUCCUAUGGCAAGUGCCUUCAGAACCGCGAGCUGCCCACCGUGCGGUUACAGGACACAGCCACUGCCACCACCGAGGAUCCAGAACUCUUGGCCUUCUUGUCCCGCUACAAGUUCCAUUUGGCCCUGGAAAAUGCCAUUUGCAGUGACUACAUGACAGAGAAACUGUGGCGCCCCAUGCAUCUGGGUGCUGUGCCUGUGUAUCGUGGCUCACCCUCUGUGAGGGAUUGGAUGCCCAAUAACCACUCCAUCAUCCUAAUUGAUGACUUUGAGUCCCCUCAAAAGCUGGCAGAGUUUAUUGACUUUCUGGACAACAAUGAUGAAGAGUAUUUGAAAUACCUGGCGUACAAGCAACCAGGGGGUAUCACCAACCUGUUUCUCCUGGAUAGCCUGGAGCACAGGAAGUGGGGAGUGAAUGAUCCUUUGUUGCCUAACUACCUCAAUGGCUUUGAGUGUUUUGUGUGUGACCAUGAACUGGCUCGGCUGGAAAAUGAGAAAGCCAGUACAGCCUCUCUUGGGGACGUUCCUGUCCCCGAGCCUCACAUUGCCGAGCCCUCACACAUGAACUGUCCAAUGCCUACCCCUGGCUUUGGCAAAGUCGAAGAGAUUCCUGAGAAUGACAGCUGGAAGGAAAUGUGGCUACAAGAUUAUUGGCAAGGUCUCUAUCAGGGGGAAGCUCUCACUGCUAUGAUCCACAACAAUGAAACACAGAAGAGGAAAUUUUGGGAUUAUGUACAUCAGAUCUUCAUGAAAAGGAAUAAGAAUCUCUAACUGCCCUUGCAAGAGCCUUUAGCGUGGAAGACGUCUGGAGACUUUUACCGUGGCACCAAAGGCCCAUCCACUGUAACCUUUAGUGAAUAUCAUCUACCUUGGUGUCUUCACUGAUUCUCCUGCCCUGUACUGGGGAUGGAACAUGAGGUUUUGAGAAUGCUAGGCAAGUACCCUAGCCCUCUCCACUGUGCCUGAAUGGUAUGGAGCCAGUAUCUCAGUCUUUGGUAGUAGAGCAGCUGAAGCACCCAUUUGACUCCAGUAUGCUUCUCACUUCUAGCCAUUUCAUCAUUUCAAAUAUGGACAGGAUGGGUCAGGCUGUGAUCUAAAACGUCCGUCAUUUAGUACCUUUCUCAAGAGUGUCUGUCCCUCAUCUUGCUUUUCUUACCAGCUGUUUCACUGGUGGAGAGGCAAAACUGGGGCUGUGGGUAGGGGCUAUUCUGUUUUUCCAAAGUUGUUUUUGUUUCUUGUUUUUCUUUUGAGAUAGAUCUCAUUACAUGGUCUAAGCUAGCCGCCAGUUCCUGGACCUCGGCCUCUAAGAAGCUGGGCUGUAGGUGUGCAACACUAUGCCCAGCUCUUCACAUUACUUUAAGAUACUUGCACGGUCUUUAAAAUCAAACAUCAUAAUUUUAAGUGGCUCUUUCUUUCUGACUUUAGACUAUUUCCACAAACACGGGGAAGAUCUACAAGCAUCUCCAUCAUUCUUACUGCUUGGAUUUCUUGUUCGGGGUAUAUUUGGAAUUCCUUCUCUCAUGAACAGAUUAAGUAGCUAACCUGUUGUAGGGCUGGAAAGAUCUAUUCAAUUCAUUGCUCACAUUUUUUUCAGACAGUUUUAUGUUGCUGAGUUUCUGGGUUUUUUGUGGUUCUAGGAAAGCAAGCAGCCUGCUGACUGAGUAGCUGCAACCCUAGUACUGAGAUUUUUUUUUCUUUUAUGAAGCUGGCCCAAUUCAAAGAGACUAAAGAAGGCAAGGGAUUUAAGCCAUCAUAAGUGGCUAGCUAAAUAAAAACUUCAGCUUUCAGCUUGGAGAGAUGGCUCCACCGUUAAGAGCACUGGCUGCUUUUCCAGAGGGCCAGGUGUGAUUCCCAGCACCCACAUAGCAGCUCACAACUGUCUAACACCAGUUCCAGAGGGUUCGAUCCCUCUUUUAGCCUCUGGGCACCAGGUGCAAGCAUGCUACACAGACAUACAUGCAGGCAAAACGCCCAUACAUGUCAGAUGCAGAUCAACUGUCUACUGCUGUAGCUUACCCAGGAGCUGAGUAUUUCCUGGGGUUAUAACAAAAAAUGCCUUGGACCUUAGAGCUAUGCUUAUUGUGUUCCUGCAUUAUCACUAAAGAGAUCUCAUGGUUUAUCAGUACAUGGUUGUAAACUGCAGGUUCCUGUGAAUCCAUAUCUAUACAGAUAGAUACAUAUGAAUGUUAGAUCCUUCGGCAGCCAGGCUUCAUGGUUAACAUUGUUAUAUCUGGCCGGGUGGUGGUGGCGCACGCCUUUAAUCCCAGCAUUCGGGAGGCAGAGGCAGGCAGAUCUCUGUGAGUUCGAGGCCAGCCUGGUCUACAAGAGCUAGUUCCAGGACAGGCUCCAAAAACUACAGAGAAACCCUGUCUCAAAAAACCAAAAAACAAAAACAAAAAAACCAAACCGUUGUGGUUUCUUCUUCUUCUUCUUCUUCUUCUUCUCCUCCUCCUCCUCCUCCUCCUCCUCCUCCUCCUCCUCCUCCUCCUCUUCUUCUUCUUCUUCUUCUUCUUCUUCUUCUUCUUCUUCUUCUUCUUUCUCCUCCUCCUCCUCCUCCUCCUCCUCCUCCUCCUCCUCCUCCUCCUCCUCCUCCUCCUCUUCUUCUUCUUCUUCUUCUUUUUCUUCCUUCUUUGUGUGUGUGUGUGUGUGUGAGAGAGAGAGGGACCCCAAGGCCCUGUGCAUGCUAAGCAUGUGCUCUGGCUCUGAGUUAUACUCCCAGACCUUUAUUUUAUUUAGUUAAAAAUGCCUUCAUAGUAGCAUGAAAAUUUUUAACCUGUUUGGUCUCUUACAGAGAACAAGAGGAAAAGAUGUUUUAAAAAGUAUAUCACAGAUAGGUGAGUUCGUGAGUGCUAGUAAGCCAGGGCUACAAUAUACAAUAGCAAGACUGUGUGUGUGUGUAGAUGGGCAUGGUUGCACACACUUUAAGUUUCAGCAUUUCAGUACUUUGAGAGGCAGAAGCAAGUGGAUCUCUCUGAGUUUGAGACUAUCCUGGUCUAUUUAGUGUUCCAGGCCAGCCAGAGUUAUAUAGUGAGAUCUUGUCAGAGAGAGAGAGAGAGAGAGAGGAUAGAUGGAUGGAUAGAUGGAUAGAUAGAUAGAUAGAUAGAUAGAUAGAUAGAUAGAUAGAUAGAUAGAUAGAUAGAGAUUCCUAUAGCAAAGUAACUUAGACAAGUGCAAUCAAGAUUAGAACUCAAAUAGCAUAUGAGCAACAAGAAAGGUGAGUGAUGGUUGUACAAAGUACAGGACCCGCAGCUCGCAUGAGUACUUUAGCACUUUUUUUGUUGUCUUUCAAGACAGGGUUUCUCUGUUGCUUUGCAGCCUGCCAUGGAACCCACUCAGUAGACCAGGCUGGCCUCAAGCUCACUGAGAUCCACCUGCCUCUGCCUCCCAAGUGCUGGGAUUAAAGGUGUGCGCCACCACUGCCUGGGUUCUUUAGCACUUUAUGCACCAGGUGAGCCUGUUGUUCAUAAAUGGUUGUUGCUGGACAAUCAAGCUUGCUUUUUGCUAAGUGCUGCCCAGACUGUCCUUUAUCCUAUCAUAUUAUAGUCAGAAGACCAGGGUAAAUCAGGUGCUACAUUUCCCAAAGGGAAGAACUGUGAGUGGCCACGUCAUACUUACCAAUGACAAAGCUUUACUUUCCAUAUGGAGAAAGCAAGCAAAAUGAUUUUUUUCCUUUUGGGGGCUCAGCUAUGUGUACAGCACCAAGUAUUUGCUGCAGGUCAUGGGUACUAGUGGUAGAAGUUUCUGAUAGGAGUCUUUUAUUUACCAGAAUAUGGGGUAGAACACAGGCUGAUGGCAAGUGUUACUAUUUUUUAUUAUCAUCUCAAGAUUCAUCUUAUAUAAUAAAUUGCUUUUUACAUAGUGUCUUC
Molecule: messenger RNA, 4709 nt
Organism: Chionomys nivalis (European snow vole)
Lineage: Eukaryota; Metazoa; Chordata; Mammalia; Rodentia; Cricetidae
Gene: Pofut4
Product: fucosyltransferase 11
Exons: 3
Coding region: 1-1614 (537 amino acids)
Cellular component (GO): Golgi membrane
Molecular function (GO): alpha-(1->3)-fucosyltransferase activity
Source: RefSeq, a predicted model, not a curated record